Messenger RNA from Chenopodium quinoa (quinoa), 4711 nucleotides. RefSeq names its product ABC transporter B family member 19-like. Gene Ontology annotation, molecular function: ATP binding; ABC-type transporter activity; ATP hydrolysis activity. Gene Ontology annotation, biological process: transmembrane transport. Gene Ontology annotation, cellular component: membrane. NCBI's taxonomy places the organism in Eukaryota, Viridiplantae, Streptophyta, Magnoliopsida, Caryophyllales, Amaranthaceae. The transcript is spliced from 10 exons. The record is from RefSeq and is a predicted model, not a curated record. Bases 522 to 4274 code for a protein of 1250 amino acids.
CUUUGUUGCUAUAAAACGACCUCAAAAUCCCUCUCUCUCUUCUUGAGCUUUCACUUCUUCACUUCCCCCUUUGACCAUCUCCCUCACCUUCUUCCUUCUCUCUCCCACUCUUUCAUUCGGGUUUCCCAGCCCAAACCCACCAACCCAACCCGACCCUACCCGAAUAUCAUAGUAUCAAACAAAUCACCCCAUUUUCCCACAUUGUGGGUAAAUCGAGGUCACACACAAAUUGAGAGACUAAAUUUGACCAAACCAAUUACCCUUUUUCAUACUACUACUACCAAAACCAAAGUAGUGAGUUUAUAAAACAAUCUUUUCUUACACAAAAAAAAUAAAAAUAAAUGUGUUUAAAAGAAAGAUUCCUCUUCAUUUAGUUCUACUUAUACUUGUCCUUCAUUCCAGAUCUCAUUAAUGGCGCUUAACUAAGCGCAACGGUCACAUAACAUUAAUCAGCUCGUAUAUUUCUUAUUGAUCAAACCCUUGAGAAACCAGAUAAAUCGAUAAGUGAAGUAUUGUCAUCAAUGACGCAGUCUACGGCCGAUGGAAAAGCCGUGGCCGAGGCCGAGAAGAAGAAGGAUCAAACACUACCAUUCUAUCAGCUGUUUACAUUUGCUGAUAAGUAUGAUUAUCUUUUAAUGAGUAUUGGGAGUUUAGGUGCUGUUAUUCAUGGCUCUUCUAUGCCUGUUUUUUUCUUACUCUUUGGUGAGAUGGUUAAUGGGUUUGGUAAAAAUCAGCUUAAUCUUCAAACUAUGACUCAUGAAGUGUCCAAGUAUGCUUUGUAUUUCGUCUACCUUGGCCUCAUUGUAUGUGCCUCGUCCUACGCAGAAAUUGCUUGUUGGAUGUACUCUGGAGAAAGGCAAGCAGGAACAUUGAGAAAGAAAUAUUUAGAGGCUGUUUUAAAGCAGGAUGUGGGGUUUUUUGAUACCGAUGCUAGAACUGGUGAUAUUGUCUUCAGUGUUUCUACUGAUACACUUCUCGUCCAAGAUGCCAUUAGCGAGAAGGUGGGAAAUUUCAUACAUUAUCUAUCAACAUUUUUGGCGGGAUUGGUGGUUGGGUUUGUAUCAGCAUGGAAGUUAGCAUUGCUGAGUGUUGCAGUUAUUCCUGGAAUUGCAUUUGCAGGAGGUCUUUACGCAUACACUCUCACUGGACUCACGUCUAAGAGUCGUCAGUCAUAUGCCAAUGCUGGUAUUAUUGCUGAACAGGCCAUUGCGCAAGUUCGAACUGUGUAUUCAUAUGUUGGGGAGACUAAGGCACUUGAUUCAUAUUCCGAUGCCAUUCAAAAUACUCUUAAACUUGGGUACAAGGCUGGGAUGGCAAAGGGUUUGGGUCUUGGAUGUACUUAUGGUAUUGCUUGCAUGUCAUGGGCCCUUGUUUUCUGGUAUGCUGGUGUUUUCAUCAGGAAUGGGCAGACUGAUGGAGGAAAAGCUUUCACUGCCAUUUUCUCUGCCAUUGUUGGUGGCAUGAGCUUAGGUCAGUCAUUCUCAAACCUUGGGGCCUUUAGCAAAGGAAAAGCAGCAGGAUACAAGUUGAUGGAGAUAAUCAAACAAAAGCCGACAAUUGUCCAAGAUCAGGCCGAUGGGAAGUGUUUGGAAGAAGUUAGUGGAAAUAUAGAGUUCAAAAAUGUAUCAUUCAGCUAUCCUUCUCGUCCUGAUGUGAUGAUAUUUCGAGAUUUUUCAAUUUUCUUUCCUGCGGGAAAGACUGUUGCAGUGGUUGGUGGCAGUGGUUCAGGGAAGAGUACAGUUGUUUCCUUGAUUGAGAGGUUCUAUGACCCUAAUGACGGUCAGGUUUUGCUGGACAACAAUGACAUUAGGACAUUGCAGUUAACAUGGUUGCGUGGUCAAAUUGGUCUGGUCAACCAAGAGCCGGCGCUCUUUGCCACCACCAUUCUUGAGAAUAUUCUCUAUGGAAAACCUGAUGCUACAAUGGCUGAGGUUGAAGCUGCUACCAAUUCUGCCAAUGCUCAUAGCUUCAUCACCUUGCUUCCAAAUGGAUACAACACCCAUGUGGGUGAAAGGGGUGUUCAGCUUUCAGGUGGUCAGAAACAGAGAAUAGCAAUUGCUAGAGCAAUGUUGAAGAACCCGAAAAUUCUCCUCCUAGACGAAGCCACAAGUGCACUUGAUGCUAGCUCUGAGAGCAUAGUCCAAGAAGCACUUGACAGAUUGAUGGUGGGAAGAACAACAGUAGUUGUGGCCCAUCGGCUUUCUACCAUCAGAAACGUUGACACAAUUGCUGUAAUUCAGCAAGGACAAGUUGUCGAGACAGGAACUCAUGAGGAACUGAUAGCUAAAGCAGGUGCCUAUGCAUCAUUGAUCCGGUUCCAAGAAAUGGUUGGAAAUAAGGACUUCUCAAACCCCUCAACACGCCGUACUCGCUCAUCAAGAUUGAGCUGUUCUCUUUCCACAAAAUCCCUGAGCCUUCGUUCAGGAAGCUUGAGAAACUUAAGCUACUCAUACAGUACAGGUCUUGAUGGCCGGAUUGAGAUGGUUUCUAAUGCCGAGUCAGAGAGGAAGAAUCCUGCACCUCGAGGGUAUUUCUUUAGGCUUCUUAAACUUAAUGCCCCUGAAUGGCCUUACUCAAUCAUGGGUGCCGUAGGAUCAAUAUUGUCUGGUUUUAUUGGUCCAACUUUUGCUAUUGUGAUGAGUAAUAUGAUCGAGGUUUUCUACUACUCGAAUUAUGCUUCUAUGGAGAAGAAGACUAAGGAAUAUGUCUUCAUCUACAUUGGGGCAGGACUUUAUGCUGUCGUUGCAUACUUAAUCCAACAUUACUUCUUUAGCAUCAUGGGUGAAAAUCUCACAACAAGAGUUCGUAGGAUGAUGCUUGCAGCAAUCAUGAGGAAUGAAGUCGGAUGGUUCGACGAGGAAGAGCAUAACUCUAGCCUCCUAGCAGCUCGCUUGGCAACUGAUGCAGCUGAUGUAAAAUCCGCUAUUGCUGAGAGGAUUUCGGUUAUACUGCAAAAUAUGACCUCACUUCUCACAUCGUUCAUCGUUGCUUUUAUUGUGGAAUGGAGAGUUUCACUUCUCAUAUUGGGAACAUUCCCACUUCUGGUCCUUGCUAACUUUGCUCAGCAACUAUCACUGAAAGGAUUCGCUGGAGACACAGCCAAAGCACAUGCAAAAACGAGCAUGAUUGCAGGUGAAGGGGUGAGCCACAUUAGAACAGUAGCUGCAUUCAAUGCUCAGGAGAAGGUCCUAUCCCUUUUCUGCCAUGAGCUUCGAGUGCCACAAAAACGUAGCUUCCGUCGUAGUCAAACUUCUGGCGGUCUGUUUGGUAUUUCUCAGCUAGCUUUGUAUGGUUCAGAAGCCCUCAUUCUCUGGUAUGGUGCUCAUCUCGUAAGCAAAGGUUUUUCGACUUUCUCCAAAGUUAUCAAGGUCUUUGUAGUCCUAGUCAUCACAGCCAACUCGGUUGCUGAAACUGUGAGCCUUGCUCCUGAGAUCAUAAGGGGUGGAGAGGCUGUGGGGUCCGUUUUCUCAAUCUUAGACCGAUGCACAAGGAUUGACCCAGACGAUUCAGAAGCAGAACCUGUUGAGUCCAUACGUGGAGAGAUUGAAUUCCGUCAUGUUCAUUUUGCAUACCCUACUCGCCCUGAUGUCCUUGUGUUUAAGGAUUUCAACCUUAGAAUUCGAGCUGGCCAAAGCCAAGCCCUAGUUGGAGCAAGUGGGUCUGGGAAGAGCUCAGUCAUUGCAUUGAUUGAGCGGUUCUAUGACCCAUGUGGAGGAAAAGUUAUGAUUGAUGGCAAGGACAUCCGAAGAUUGAACCUCAAAUCGCUUAGACUUAAGAUUGGUUUAGUACAACAAGAACCAGCCCUUUUUGCUGCUAGCAUCUUUGAUAAUAUCGUGUAUGGGAAAGAAGGAGCGACAGAAGCAGAGGUUAUUGAAGCUGCUCGAGCAGCUAACGUGCAUGGUUUUGUCAGUGCAUUACCCGAGGGCUACAAAACAACUGUUGGAGAACGAGGAGUUCAGCUUUCUGGAGGUCAGAAGCAGAGGAUUGCCAUCGCCAGGGCAGUACUCAAGGACCCUGCCAUCCUUCUUUUGGACGAGGCUACUAGUGCCCUAGACGCAGAGUCAGAGUGUGUGCUUCAAGAGGCUCUUGAGAGAUUAAUGAGAGGCCGAACCUCUGUGCUUGUUGCACAUCGUUUGUCCACAAUAAGAGGAGUUAGUAGUAUAGGAGUGGUCCAAGAUGGGCGCAUUGUAGAACAAGGUAGCCACUCCGAGUUGAUCAGUAGGCCCGAGGGGGCUUACUCUCGCCUUUCACAACUUCAACUCCAUCACGUGUGAGCAAGCAAGCACGGUCCAAUCAUAGCCGUAGGGGUGAUAUUGUGUAGCAUUCGAGUUGCUACGAUUAGUAAAAUUUGUGUUAUCUGCGACGUUAACAACCCGUCGGUUUUAGCUAAUUCUUUUUCAAUGAUGGUGGUGGGUGAUGGUGAUUGCUGUAGAUAUGGGCAUAGUAAGGCUAUUUCUAGGUUUUUCUUUCUAUUUUCUUGUUUAAUCCAAAAUUUGAUUUCUGUAUGGAAAAGAAAUCAUUGUAUUAUGAAUGGAGGGUUCUGAAAAAAAAAAGGACUGUUUGCAUGUGAGCUGAGUUUGGUUAGAGUUUUCUUGUAGGCUUUUUCACUUACUGGAAAAAGAUCUGCUGAAGACCUUUCCAGCAUAACUUAAAAAGCUCCCUUUUUUCUAUUUUUUAUGUUUGGUAACAUGAAAUGCAUAUUUUGGAGCUA